This is a messenger RNA of Trichomycterus rosablanca, 4329 nucleotides long. It is a transcript of the gene dbpb, whose product is annotated as D site albumin promoter binding protein b. The record is from RefSeq and is a predicted model, not a curated record. Gene Ontology annotation, molecular function: RNA polymerase II cis-regulatory region sequence-specific DNA binding; DNA-binding transcription factor activity, RNA polymerase II-specific. Gene Ontology annotation, biological process: regulation of transcription by RNA polymerase II. Gene Ontology annotation, cellular component: nucleus. Lineage: Eukaryota; Metazoa; Chordata; Actinopteri; Siluriformes; Trichomycteridae. The coding region runs from base 550 to 1377 and encodes 275 amino acids. The transcript has 5 exons.
ACGUGCACGCGCACACAGGAGGAGGAGGAGGAAAGAAGCGAUAACAUCCAGACAGCCGGUACUGCGCAGCUGCGUGCGCGUCCUACAGCUUUAUUCUUUUGGUUUUUGUUGUCGUUCGUGCGUUUUUGGACGGAGUUGUGCUACGAGCUUAGUCCUUGCUUAUUAAUAUCCUUAUAAUUUUUCAUAUGGUUGGAAUUUUCACUCCUUAUCUUUCUAAUACUAACUUUUAUUUGUGCAAGAGCGAUUUUUCACGUCAUCUGACAGGAGUGUUGGGUCCAUAUGGACAAACCGAACUGCCUAGACUUACUGAUUUUGGACUGAGGAAUAUCUGCACCCUCAGAGGAACCUCAGAUGAAGGUGUUUAUCUAGUGGACUACCACCAAAUGCAAAGAAAAUUUCUCUCUCAUGCAUUCCUUCCACAAGAAGACUAAAGAGGCUCAAACCAAACAGAAGAACCAGUGAAGACUUGACAGCAACACCAGUCUUGACCUCACACCCCUCUCUCAUAUUCAGCUCAAGUGGGAAAAACGCUUCAAAGACUGCCGUAAUAUGAAGGAUAAGGUGAAGUUUGACAUGGAUGAGGGCUCUCUGGGAAGCUGCUGUUUGGGCAGCAGUAACAGCAUCGGGCAUGUUACAGAUGACUGUAACACGGGCACCUUACCAAGCCUAACACCGUGGGAACGGACAGUAGCGUCCGAUGGCGGUUUGUUCCACAUGCAGUAUAUGGACCUGGGCGAGUUCCUGACAGAGAAUGGCAUGGCAAUGCACGGAGCUCAGAUGCCCUCUCAGAGCUCGCAGUGCCCCUCCACAUCUCCUUCAGCCUACUCUUCCUGCUCCUCAUCCUCAGCUUCUGUUUCCUCUCCGACUGCGCUGCUCGGCCUGGACAUGCUGGGAGCCACCAAAUGCGUACAGAGCCCUCCUCAGGUCAGCCAUGAGCCUGCAUCAUCCCCUACCUGUCCACCGCAUACAAGCCCACCCAUGAAUAACGACACUGACCUGCUUACGACCUUCGACCCUGACCCUGCUGACGUGGCCCUGCCCAGUGUCCCGGGUCAGAAGCCCUUUGACCCAUCUACUCAUUUCUUUAGUGAGGAGGAACUCAAGCUGCAGCCUGUGAUGAAGAAGGCUCGCAAGAUGCAAGUCCCUGACGACCUGAAGGAUCAGAAGUACUGGAACCGGCGCCUAAAGAACAACGAGGCGGCUAAGCGAUCGCGGGAUGCUCGGCGGCUAAAGGAGAACCAGAUCUCAGUGCGAGCCUCCUUUCUUGAACGGGAGAACGCUGCACUUCGACAGGAAGUGGCCAACAUGCGCAAAGAGCUCGGCCGCUGCCGCAGCAUCCUCAGCAAGUACGAGGGUCACUACGACGAGCAGUUAUGAAGAGGAGGAGGGCACAAAGGGGUGGAAAUAGUUCAGUAAAUGUGAUAACAGACAAUGGACUUGAGUAUAAUGAAAGUUAAGUGACCUUCUUCUCCCUUUAGGAAGAGGUUUGAGGUGCAAUGUUUUAGAUAAAGCAGAGAAACGUAUAUUUUUAUACAACAGAGACAUGCAAUAUAAGAAGAGGAUUUUCUGGAAGCUAUUUUGUGUGUGUGUUUGUGUGGGUGUGUGUGUGGGUGGGUGUAUGGCAGGACUGUUUAGUCCAAACGAGAGGAAAUGGAAAUACUGGAAUUUUAAAAGCUCUACAUGGGGGCUGAACAGAGGAAUUGAGUAAAUGAGAGUGAAGAGCAAUAUUGAGCUGAAGAUUUUAUUAUCCGUGGAAUAAUUUCAGACUGUGAAUCAGACUGUGAAAAAAAAAUUACCUUUUAAAUUUGCCAAGAAGAAGACCACACGAGGAGAUUUUUGUAGUUUUUGUGACAUCAAGAAAAGCAAUGGACAGAUUACUAUUAUACAUUUUCAAAAAGAAGUGACAUUUCUUACAAAUUGAUAUAUUUUAGGAUUUACUGAAGUGUAGUUAUUCAGCCACGGCAAGUUUGGUGUCAAAUGCUUCAGUGCUGGACUACAAGGCAAAUGCAGCUAAAAAGUAAUGAAAGUUUCUUUCUCAGUCUUUUUUGGUAAAUGUUUGCAUAUUUUAAAUGAAAGUUCUUUGUAGCCUUUAUUUAAAAUAAUUUCUGUUAGUUCAUUAAUUCACUGAAACCUGGUUAAUAGAACACCUUUAUUUGUCAUACAGAUGUACACUCACUUUCUUAACCGCUUAUCCAAUCAGGGUUGCGGGGGGGUGCUUUAGCCCAGUUUUUCAAUGGGCGUAAGACACACAGUAACACCCUGGACGGAGUGCCAGUCCAUCGCAGGGCAGACACACACACACACACACACACACACACACACAUUCACCUAUAGGGCAAUUCAGUGUCUCCAGUUCACCUGACUGCAUGUUUUGGACUGUGGGAGGAAACCGGAGCUCUCGGAGGAAACCCACGCAGACACGGGGAGAACAUGCAAACUCCGCACAGAAAGGACCCGGACAGCCCCGGCUGGGGAUCGAACCCAGGACCUUCUUGCUGUGAGGCGACAGUGCUACCCACCGAGCCACCGCGCCAUCCUACAGAUGUACAGUACAACGAAAUUCUUUCUUCGCAUAUCCUAGCUUGUUUGGAAGCUGGGGUCAGAGCGCAGGGUCAGCCCUUGUACGGCGCCUCUGGAGCCAAGAGGGUUAAGGGCCUUGCUCAAGGUGGCUGCAUGGCUCUCAACCUUUUAAUUGAUAGCCCAAAGCUCUACCCACUAGGGUACCACUGUGACCCUGAGCUUAAGUCAUGUACACCUGAUGGGACUCACUUCUUUAGUGGUAAGCUGCUUUAAAUAAAAUACUAUUUUUUUAACUAUCCUGAGAAUUUAAAACCUUCUUUGCUUGUCAGCUACAUUUGCUUUAUAAAUCCAGUUCAAAAAUCAAAAACAAACACUGGACACGAAACAUGACUAAUCAACCACAUUUAAGGUAAAACACAAAGCUGAAUGGAUUGUUUGCUGAACUAUUAAUUUAAAUUGAGUCAUGCUGAAGUUCCUUAAAUCAUAAAUAUCUAUUUUUGAACUUUUGUUAUACUAUAACACUAUAAUCCAGAACUACAGAUUUAGGACUCACCAGAACACUUAUUCAAAGUAAAAAUCCCUUUAGUACUUGAAGUCUUUAUAGAAAUUAGCCUUUAUAAACGUAUAUUAUACAAUACUAUACAACAGGGGCUGCCUUUACCAGAUUUACUGUCUUUAAUGUGUAUGGAUAUACGCUGAUGCACCAAAACAUUAGGGCCACCCACCUAAAAUGUACUAAGACAUGGAAUCUGGUAUUUGGUACAUAAGCAUGUUUGUUGUGAGGUGGAUCAUCCUACAGUGCAUCAUGGUGCAUCUCUUCCAUGGAUAAACGAUGCACAUGUGCACGACCUCCCACAUGAUGUUCUUCAAAUUAAUGCCAAUGGUUUUCUUGAGGAUGCCUGGUAAUGAGGUUUCCACAAACCUUUGGUCAUGCUGUGUAGAACUAAGGAUGCCAGAAUAACUACAGUGGCAACAUGGAGGCUUGGAGCAUUGCACUUUAAAUUUGUAACAGUAAUUAACCUUUUAGUUUCUCCAUGUUUCUUUAACAGCACGUUGAGUUUUAUGAUUGUUGUUUUUUCAGUUGUAUUAUAGAGAAACAUUCGUUAUUUCCUUUGAGUCGUAUUUGAUACAUAGAUCAGAGCUGCUGAAUUUGUCACUCUUGCUUCUCCUCCACAUGUCUCACAAGUUGAUCAAUGCCAAUUCACUCUCACGCUGGCUGAGAUGAGCUAAGCCCCCUCCACAGUCUCUGGCUGCUUCUUUUUACCUGCCAGUGAUGGAGUCUAACAGAGAGGUGUACAGCGUACAGAGAGACUGAUGCUAUAAAGUCUGCAAAUACUCCUCCACUAGCACAGAUGAUUCAACCAGACAGCAACAAUUAAGUCCAGUUGACCUUCCACCAUCAGACGUAGCCAGUUGGUCAUGUGAACUGCCUGUGGUUCGAUAGCUUGAGAUCUUAUUGAUGGUGGGCCAGUUCAUUAGUCCUGUUGACUGUUAGAGAUCCAGAUUUGCACUUCAGAUUUCUGGUUUCUGAACAAAUAAACACAAAUUUACAUUCCACAUAGUUUUUUUGGCUGUAUGAGUUUGAUGACCUUUUUUACUAACUACAACCAAUUGUAUCAUAAGUGACAUUUGAUUUCCCAGUUGAAUUUUGGGUAAUGUUGUUCCUACUAUCCGCUCAUGUUUUUUUGGAGGAAAAAACCUCAUAUCCUUAAGUUUUGUCUAUCAGUGACCUCUCUGCUUGUAGCCAAAGUAUUGCAGGGGAAUUUGUCUUUUCUCCUAAAAACACAAAUAAAAAUAUUACUCACUAAA